Molecule: messenger RNA, 1932 nt
Organism: Kluyveromyces marxianus DMKU3-1042
Lineage: Eukaryota; Fungi; Ascomycota; Saccharomycetes; Saccharomycetales; Saccharomycetaceae
Gene: ORC3
Product: origin recognition complex subunit 3
Exons: 1
Coding region: 1-1932 (643 amino acids)
Biological process (GO): DNA replication initiation; DNA replication
Cellular component (GO): nuclear pre-replicative complex; DNA replication preinitiation complex; nuclear origin of replication recognition complex
Molecular function (GO): DNA replication origin binding
Source: RefSeq, a predicted model, not a curated record
AUGGAUCUCGGCGAAUUUGCAGAAUCGCAAAAGCAGAGCUUUGUAUAUACUCCAAAAUUUCGUAAGGACGGUAUUGACAAAUUCGAUCAUGGAUCAUCGCCAGUACCAUUUGUGAAGUUGUUCGAGGGCAAAGAAUCGGACGAGAGUGUUCUAUCCCGAUGGAUGCUAUAUAACAAACUUCAUGCAGAUUUCCAUGCUACUGUCGACGAUAUUCUUGCAUCUAUUGACAAGGAAGUGGUAUCCAGCAUUUCGAACACGAUUCAAGAACUCAUUGAGCCGGCUUCAACAAGGGCAAAAUCAUAUGCCCAGACCAAACAAUUCAAGACGUUGAUUCUACUGGGUUCCGACGUGGACACUAAUAUCGAGCUUCCAGAGGAUACACCAGACUAUUACAAUGUUUUCGUUGACCUGGAGCCAAAGGAUGCACCCAAUGUACGAUUGUUGCUAAAAAGAGUGAUCUUCAAAAUGUUAGAAGCUAUGGAAUUAAAAUUACAAGAGCAAGCCAAUGCCAGUGGAACAGAUGAUACCGGGAUCGAAUAUGAUGAGGAUGUGGCAAGGAGUUUGAGGUUAUACGAUAUGCUGGUGUUUGAGAUGUUCCAACCUACGUUCAAACGGAAGCUGAACUUGAUCAUCAAUUUCAAAGAAACAGAAACGUUCUUCAUGAACGUUUUCCAGGAAUUCAUCGACCUAAUGAAAUCUACGCUCAAUAUUGACGGUAUGCAAGUGUGUUUCAUAUUUAACUUGGCUACUAAUGUUGAGAAAUUCGAGAACAAUUUGGAUCAAUCCACCGUCAGAGCUAUAAGCUCCGAGGUAAGAACUGUGGACUUAUCGAAUACAAAGGGUUAUAAAUACUCUAACAUGAUAUUUCAGUCUUUUUUGGAUUGUGUUGACCGGAAACUGAAUUUGUCACCGAAGUUUGUGAAAUUUAUUCUAGACAAAAUGGAUAAUAACACCAACCAGAAUCUACAAUUGCUACUUAAAAUAUUAGACUAUUCUCUCAUGGCAUACUUCUUCAAUAACCCCUACUCAAUUUUCAUCGACGUUGCAAAUAUUUCUUUUCUAGACUCCAAGUACUUGGAUAGGUUGACUAAAUGCCAAACUUUCCUAGACUUUGUUGAGAAUAUGGUCAAUUCUAAAGCCGAUGCAGAAGAUAUUUUAUCUCUAUUGAGCAAUGAGAACAAUGCCUUAGAGGAGUUUUUCGUAGAUUUCCUGGUGGCAGAAAACCCCAUCAACGAUAAACUCCAUCAAAUCAUUGACAUCUUAGAAAACAAAUUACAUAUUUAUGAUUACAACCUAAUUGACUUAUAUUACCACAUGUUGAAUAAUAGGUUGAUUGAUUACUUGGAGAAGUGGGAAAGCUGUAAAGAGUACAAAGACGAAUUCGACUUUGAAAAUAUUCAAAUUGUAUUCCAAGAACUUUUCACUCUGGAUAAUAAUAACGGUUUGUUAUCUCAGGGGCUCUUUCCAUUCUUUAGAACUAAUUUGGAAGAUAAUCUAUUGAACUGUGAGAGAGUAUUGCCAAGAACUAAAGCUAUACAAAUGAUGAGCAACUCCAAAAUUGAGUUUACUGAUUUGGAAGUUAAACUUAACGAAUUAAUAACCCCUAUUAUAUCUCAAGUGUUUGCUCUUUAUCGUGAAGCAAGUUUCUUUAUCAAUGUGUAUGACUUCUUCACAGCUUUUAAAGAAUCUCUGCCAAAGGCUGAAAUCUAUGAACUCUUGAAAACUGCGCUUGCUUCAGAAGAAGUACAAACAUCUGUCAAAUCCAAGUCUCAAAAAAUAUUAGAACAACUAAGUGAAGAAGAAUUUAUGGAUAGACUUGCCUUGGUUUGGUUCAUUAAAGGGCUAACAGAAUGCCAAUAUCUAGGUAUACUAAAGACACAAAGGUAUAAGACAUAUGAGGUUGUUGAGAAGAUUAUUUGGAGAGGUAUAUGA